Molecule: messenger RNA, 1104 nt
Organism: Asterias rubens (European starfish)
Lineage: Eukaryota; Metazoa; Echinodermata; Asteroidea; Forcipulatida; Asteriidae
Product: protein PAXX-like
Exons: 7
Coding region: 1-609 (202 amino acids)
Biological process (GO): double-strand break repair via nonhomologous end joining
Cellular component (GO): nucleus; nonhomologous end joining complex; site of double-strand break
Molecular function (GO): molecular adaptor activity
Source: RefSeq, a predicted model, not a curated record
AUGUCGUCUGCGAAAGCUUUGGCGGAGGAAGGUGAAGUAGGCCAGAUUUUCACCACUGUGGAUUCUGGUAGUUGUCGGUUUCUCUGUUACACAUCAUGUAUUAGGGAUUGCUGGAGUAUUCAUGUUUCUGAUGGCAUAGAUGUAUGGAGAUCUGUUUUAGAUCAAGCAAAUCUUGACUCACAUAGAGAGCUUGCAGACGUGAAUAGCUGUGAGGCCUACUUUUUGCGAUUCAAAAAGGCGUUUACUCUUGGCGACCUGCUGGUGACAAAGCAGCCACGUAAAAUUUGUCUCGAGGUCGGCACUGGAGCGACAUCCCUCAAAUUUGACCUUUACGAGGCAACAGCCAGUGAGAGAAAAUCCGACCUGCAGAGCGCCCUCUUUUGGCUGGCAGACACAUCGGCGGAGACGACCAAGAAAUUAGAAAAAUGCGAGGAAGAAUUGAACACAAUGAAGAAGACAAGAGGGGGCGCUGGAGGUGGACCCAUCUUACCAGACAUUGAUAACAAGAAGAGGUCAGGUCAGGUUAAAGUUCAGAAACAGCAAGGUCAUAGCAUAGUCAACCCCAGCAGCAAACGGCGAAAGGCUGCCCAAGGUGUCCAGUUUGACUGAGGAUGAGAUUCACACCACAUUUAUAAACAAGAUGAAAACCCUGUACGAGAAGAUUAUGGUUGAGAUUUGCGAGUGAGUUGGCUGGUUUGGUUCUCAACUUCAUAACGACUUAGAAUAAAGCACACAAGAUGUAAAAAGGAGUAGGUCCCACAAUUCAAGCGUAGUCCCACAUACAUUUCAGGAAAAUUAAAGCACCACUGAGUGACGGUUAUGCGCGCUAUAUAAGAAGCCACUACUAUUAUUAAGAAGAUUAGGCCCAAGAUGUUGAGAGUUGGUCGACACCUUACCCAUGUAGUUCCCAACUCCCACGAUGACUUAGAAAACAAACAGGAAAAAAACUAAUACAUUGUAGAGUAACAAAAGAUUAUGCAGUAUCUGAAGUGAGUUGGCCGUUUUCAUUUGCAACUCCAUGCUCCUGACUUGGCCAAUUUGGAUACAAAAAAUGCCACAAUAAUACAGUAGUCAGAAACUUGGAAACUAAAGUGCCUUUGGGAA